Darwinula stevensoni is the source of this 2550-nucleotide messenger RNA. The record is from the annotation of a GenBank genome assembly. Lineage: Eukaryota; Metazoa; Arthropoda; Ostracoda; Podocopida; Darwinulidae.
AUGGCCUUCGUUACGAGGUUGUACCCUAUCGGCGUGACCAUUUUCUCCAUCCAGCAAAGAAUCUCGGGGAACGUGCUCCAAACCAAAAUGGACGUGGACGUGGAAGUGGACGUGGACGUGGACCCGGACCCGGACGUGGAAGUGGAUGUGGAUCUGGACGUGGAAGUGGACGUGGGGAAUAGCUCGCUAGAAUACGAACGCGAUCCUGCGAGGCUUCGAGGGAAUCACGCCCAGAGAGAAGACGAGACGCUUCGAUCGGUGUUCCGAGGCGAUGCCAGCGCGUCCAUCGACGCGCUCAUGGCGAAGGCGCUGAUCGGGUACGACGAGGCGGCGGACGGCUCCGUCAGGCUCGCUUGGGAUCUUGCCCAGAGGAAGUUUGAGUGCUGCGGCGUGAAUAGCCCUGAAGACUGGCUCUCCAACGCAAAUCUUCAGGAUCGAUUCCCGCGAAGUUGCUGUCGGCCGAAUCGAGAAAAUUGUGACACCAACAACACGUGGAGGGAAGGAUGCAGAAAGAAAUUGGAGACGUAUUUCAAGACGCUUGACGAUGUUCCGGCAGAUAUCAGAAUCGUCGACACUUCCCUUCCGAAUGAUACAUUUCGAGAGGUGUUCAAGGUAAGUGCUAAUGAAUCCGUCGAGAAGAUCAUGAUGAUGGCCCUGCUCGAGUACGAUGAAACGACGAACGAUUCCGCCAGGCUCGCCUGGGAUGAAGUCCAAAACAAGGAUGAGAUAAUUCGAGAGGUUUUCCAGCCCAAGGAUGAGGAUUCCAUUGAGACGCUCAUGAUUACAGCUCUGCUUGACUAUGAUGAAACGUCGAACGAUACCGCCAGACUUGCCUGGGAUCAUGCUCAGAGGAAAUUUGAGUGUUGUGGCGUGGAGAGUUCAGAAGACUGGCUGUCCAACGCAAAUCUUCAGGGUCGAUAUCCACGAAGUUGCUGUCGGCAGGAUCAGGAAGAUGAAGACACGUUUCGAGAGGUGUUCCAACCCAAUGCUGAUGAGUCCAUUGAAACGGUUAUGGUGAAAGCUUUGCUCCAAUACGAUGAAACGACAAAAAUCUCAAUUAAGAUUGCCUGGGAUGAUGCACAAAGGAAGUUUGAGUGUUGUGGCGUGGAGAGUCCAGAAGACUGGCUGUACAAUGCAAAUCUUCAGGGUCAAUACCCACGAAGUUGCUGUCGGGUGAAUCGUGAAAGAGAUGAUGAGACACUUCGAGAGGUGUUCCAAGGCAAUGCUAACGAGUCCAUUGAUACCCUUAUGAUAAAAACUCUGCUUGAGUAUGAUGAAACGACAAAUGAUAAUGUCAGGCUUGCAUGGGAUAAAGCACAAAGGAAGGAUGAGAUAAUUCGUGGGGUGUUCCAACCCAAGGAUAUUGAAUCCAUUGUUACGCUCAUGAUAACUGCUCUGCUUGACUACGAUGAAACGUCGAACGAUUCCGUCAGACUUGCCUGGGAUCACGCUCAAAUGAAGUUUGAGUGUUGUGGUGUGGAGAGUUCAGAAGACUGGCUGUCCAAUGCAAACCUUCAGGGUCGAUAUCCGCGAAGUUGCUGUCGGCAGGAUCAGGACGAUUUUGAGUGUUGUGGCGUGGAGAGUCCAGAAGACUGGCUGUACAAUGCGAAUCUUCAGGGUCAAUACCCACGAAGUUGCUGUCGGGUGAAUCGUGAAAGAGAUGACGAGACACUUCGAGAGGUGUUCAAAGGUAAUGCUAACGAGUCCAUUGAUACACUCAUGAUAAAAACUCUGCUCCAGUACGAUGAAACGACAAAUGAUAAUGUCAGGCUUGCAUGGGAUAAAGCACAAAGGAAGGAUGAUAUAUUUCGAGAGGUGUUCCAAGCCAAGGACAAUGACUCCAUCGUUACAGUCAUGAUGAAGGCUCUACUCGAGUACGAUGGAAAGAAGAACGAUCCCGUUAGACUAGCUUGGGAUCGUGCUCAAGUUAAGUUAAAAUGUUGCGGCGUCGAGAGUCCAGAAGACUGGCUGUCCAAUUUAAAUCUUCGAAGCGAUUACCCACGAAGUUGCUGUCGGCAGGAUCAGGAAGAUGAAGACACAUUUCGAGAGGUGUUCCAACCCAAUGCUAAUGAGUCCAUUGAUACGGUUAUGGUAAAAGCUUUGCUCCAAUACAAUGAAAAGACAAAUACCUCAAUUAAGCUUGCCUGGGAUAGUGCACAAAGGAAGUUUGAGUGCUGCGGCGUGGAAAGUCCUGACGACUGGCUGUACAAUGUAAAUCUUCACUGUAGAUUCCCACGAAGUUGCUGUCGGGUGAAUCAUGUAAGAGAUGAUGAGAUACUUCGAGAGGUGUUCCAAGGCAAUGCUAACGAGUCCAUUGACACACUCAUGAUAAAAACUCUGCUAACGUACAAGGAAUUGGCAAACGAUAAGGUCAGGCUUGCCUGGGAUGAAGCACAAAGGACGGACGAGAUAUAUCGUGAGGUGUUCCAAGCCAAAGAUAAUGAGUCCAUCGUUACGGUCAUGAUGAAGGCUCUGCUCGAGUACGAUGGAACGAAGAACGAUCCCAUUAGACUCGCUUGGGAUCAGGCUCAAAUUAAGGUGCAAGAAUAA